UCCGAGGCGGUCGCCUCACUCCGCGCCUCCUCGGGGCGCGGUGGCUGAGAGUAUGAGGCGGGCCUGUCUGAUGAUGCCGAGGUCUUGCCUGGGGAUCCGAACGAGACACCACGUCAAACCGCGCUGGCUGUCCCUUGAAGACAUGAGGGCGCCAGGAGGGCAGGCUGGUCUGCCUGGAGAGCCCGGGCCGGGGGGCCGGGGUUGGGGAGUGGGGGGCGCGGGAACCGGGAGAGGGGGAGGGGAGCGGUCCGGAGGCAGCGGCGGCCUGGACGUGGGGGAGGGACGGAGAUCCGGGGAAAGAGGCUCCGGGAGCUGCGGGGGCGCGGGCUCGGGGUGCGAGUGGGUGACGCGGAGCGCCCCUCCCGGGGGUGCAGGAACCGCCGCGGGGCUCGCUCCUUCUAGCCGGGUAGAUCCACAGAAACGCGGGGAGCUCAGCUCACGGCAGCCCCAGGGGGCAAUCGCAACUUGGAGGCGAGGUCCGGAGCUCCGAAGGAGGGCGCUCUGCCCGCUGGAGGCUACCCCGGGGCUUUCCUGGAGCCCGUCGAAGGCUGUCGGUCCUCCUGGAGUGUCGCGCCCUCCCGCUUUUCUGCAGGGCAGAAGGCAGUGGCGAGGAGACGAACUGCCUGCCGAAGUUCUCCCAGCGCCGAGAAGAAGCGCGGAGCAGCAGGGAGAGGAGAGCAGAGUGUUUGCCAGAGGACGCUACGAGUGAGGAUGCAUUUAUAGAACUCUCACUGCGUGACGUGCCCUCCAGUGGCUUUUCUGAUUCGCUUUCUGACCUAAACACACAUUAGUUUAGUCCCCAUGGUAGGGCCAACACGGCCUCCAAAUAUCUGUUGGCUGAAGUCAGAGGCUCUGCAUAUCAUGUAUUACAUGGCAGCCUACGAAGAAGGCUUCUGAGCCUGGCCGGCUGCUCAGUCCUAGGCUCCAUUUCCAUUUGUUGUAAUGUAAUACCAGACCUGGGGUAGGCACAUACAUUCAAAAUCUCAAUUCCAGAAGCGUAAGAUCACUUUAUCAGGAAGAGGUCAAGGGAGGUAGGGCAAAACCCGCCUUUGUCCAGAGUUUUGAAAAAGUAUUUGGGGGGACCUCAGCAAGGACAGGGCUGGGCGCAGUGUCCAGCGAGGGGAACUCAGCCUUCUUUCCAGAGCUCUGAGAAGGGGAGAGGUGAGACCUUUUCAGCCUUCUUUCUGUUGGUUAGCUGAACACCAGCAGCAGCCAGGAGCCUUCUUUGUAGAGGACGAGAGGCGGACCAGUCUUUGCCCACCCUGCAUGUGGCUGAACUGUAAAUACAUUGUAUUCACACAGACAUGGAAGUCGCUCUGUCUUUGACAGAGGCAAAAUAAGGUACGUCUCUGCUAAGGGAAACCUGUUCACCAGAAACCACUGGACCUGAAUUUAGUAGGAUCUCUUUAAUUUUAUUAGUCUGAGACAGGGAAAGCAUAAACAGGCUCAAUUUACAUCUAUGCACCUCUUGUUUUAUGAGUCAUCCGGUUGUUGGGGAGCGUGUGUUUCUGAAGAAGCGGAGACAAUAGAUAGGGGAAAUGUGUAUGGCAACGUGGGGGGGGGGAUCACAUAUUAUUACAAGUACUCGGAGUCAAAGAUCAGCUGCUUUGGAGGCUUGUCAGUGAAGUUAGUGUGGGAGGAAAAUUGUUCUUACCAACAUUACUGCGAUUGAGAGAUUAAACCAAGUGCAAAGCAAGUCUUCCAAACACACCUCACCUGAAAGCAGGAUGCUCUCCGCUGUCUGCACAGUGCGAUGCUUCCUUUUUGAUAGAUGCAUGGUAGCAAUGUACCUUAGAAAUGGGCUGAAGGAAAAGCUUAAUGUAAUUCACUUUCAGUUUAUCAUUAUUUUGGAAUACGAAGUUGACUUGAAUCAAUUAAAAAAAAAACACCAUAAAUGAUUUCUUUUUCAGGCUUUUCCCUGGGCAUGGGCAGGCCCUUCAGACACCCGCAGUUAUUCAGCACUUGCCGUGUGCUAGGGAAAGUGUUUAGGCCUUGAGAAUUGUGCUCAUCAGAUGAGGGGCUGUAAGGGACAGAAGCCACUGGGUUAACUGCGAAAGGAAGGCUGACCGGAAUCUCCACCACUCAGCCACGUGUCUCCCAAAAGCCUUCCGGAAAGGCCGCUCAGCCAGGUCUCACGAAAACUGGAUUGAGGUCCAGGAACUGGAAGGUCAUUCAGGAUGCAGCUCUGGGCUGGGGUUAUCUUGCUACCCCCUCAGCAGCAGGCAUCUGCCUGUGCCUACUAACGGGGGCUUAGCCGCCAAGGCAAUUCAGCUCCUCGCUCCCUGAUUUCCUCCUGGUGUCCCUUGGCUUCUGCGCCAGCUACCAACUGCUCAGCUCUCCGGUGAUCUCACAUUUAAACUUCUUUAGUGAAAGCAACUGCUGCUAGGCACUCACAAAAUAUUUGAGCUGGACUGAAUGUUUUAAUCAGGCCUCCUCAUAGAUGGCAGGUCACCCUGGAGAAAGGCAGACCCCAGAUCAGGUACAAUUCCCGGGCCAAUGGUCUGAGUCCAAGUUGUUCACAUCUCGAAGUCCACAGUCUUGGCCCUUUUGCUGAGGAACCUUCCUGGGGUCCCUUUCUACCUUCUCUUCACAUGGCUGAUCACACAGAAAAAGAUGUGUUAAUGGCAGGCGCUUGGAGUUUUAACUGCCCUGCCUUGUGCCUGUUAUCCGGGUCUGUUAAAUGAGGUGCCCAUGGAGGCCAGAAGAGAGUAUCUGAUGCUCUGGAGCCGGAGUUACAGGUGCUAAGUCUGACAGGUGUUGGGACCUGAGCAGUAAGAGGAGCCUCCUCCCCAGACCCCUAAGCCAGCAUCUCUUGAUCCCCAAAGGCUUUGAAAACUUUCCUAUGUCUAUUAUGGCAAUCAUUUUACAAUUCUUUUUUUCUUUUCUUUCUUUUUUUUUUUUUUCCUGAGACAAGGUUUCUCUGUGUAGCUUUGUGCCUUUCCUGGAUCUUGCUCUGUAGACCAGGCUGGCCUCGAACUCACAGAGAUCCGCCUGCCUCUGCCUCCCGAGUGCUGGGAUUAAAGGCGUGCACCACCACCGCCCGGCUAAUUCUUUUUUUCUUUAAAGCAAAAGUAGGAAACAUAUUUUGGGGCCCUCUAGGACAAGAGACUGCUUCUUGACAUAUUAAUUAUCUUCAGUUGUAGUAUAAAGGAAACUGAAAACAUUAAAAAAAAUUCAUUUACGA
Messenger RNA from Peromyscus californicus insignis, 3184 nucleotides. Its product is annotated as translation initiation factor IF-2-like. The coding region runs from base 53 to 709 and encodes 218 amino acids. The record is from RefSeq and is a predicted model, not a curated record. NCBI's taxonomy places the organism in Eukaryota, Metazoa, Chordata, Mammalia, Rodentia, Cricetidae. The transcript is spliced from 2 exons.